Molecule: messenger RNA, 2091 nt
Organism: Nicotiana tabacum (common tobacco)
Lineage: Eukaryota; Viridiplantae; Streptophyta; Magnoliopsida; Solanales; Solanaceae
Product: pentatricopeptide repeat-containing protein At3g22690-like
Biological process (GO): RNA modification
Cellular component (GO): intracellular membrane-bounded organelle
Molecular function (GO): protein binding; RNA binding
Source: RefSeq, a predicted model, not a curated record
AUGAGUAGACAUGCUUGGUUUAUCAAGCUUGGCCUUGACACUAGUCCUGUUUACGCUACUAAGCUCAUCGCUGACUGUGUUAUAUCUGGAAUCCCCAACUCCAUUAGCAUUGCCCACCAAGUGUUCGACCAAGUGCCUCAAAAAGACACACCCUUAUGGACCUCUAUCAUCUCAGCCUAUGCUCGCUCCAAUCAACCCCACAAGGCCCUUCAUCUCUUCUCCUGCAUGCUCCAUCAAUCUCAAUCCAAUCCAGAUGCUCGGCCCAAUCACUUCGUCUUCACAGCUGUGGCUCGCGCCAUUGCUUCUGCUCCACAGUACCUGUCUUUGGGGCAAACCUUGCAUGCCCACAUCGUAAAGUCUGGAUAUGUUCCUGGAAAUAUCAUCGUUGAGACUGCCUUUGUGGAUUUGUAUAUGAAAUGUGGGGUUGCUGAAUGUGCCCGGAAGUUGUUUGAUGAAAUGUCCAAUAGAAAUUUGGUGACCUGGAACGCUAUGAUUUCUGGGUAUGUUCAGAAUGGACAGGAAUGUCAAGGAUUAGAGUUGUUUUAUAGAAUGAAGUGCAGAGAACUUUACGUGCCCGAUGAGUACAGCGUUGCGACCAUUUUAUCUGGCUGUGCGUACGUACAAGAUCUACUUUUGGGUGUGCAAGUUCAUGGUUAUGCAUUUGUUCGUGGGUUUGAGUCGAGUUGUAGAAAUUCUCUUGCUAACAUGUACUUUUAUUGCGGUAGACUUGCAUCGGCUGAGAAAGUUUUUGUUGGAUUGGAAAGGAAUCUUGUUUCGAAGCUUGUGAAGAUAAGGGGUUAUGUAUUUAAUCACAUGUAUGCUGAUGUCGUUAAGUACAUUUUGUCAAUGGAGAAUGCUGUUGAAAUUUUUGUUGCAGAUCAGACUAUUUUCGUGCCUCUGCUAACUACUUGUGCUAAGAUGCAUUUGCUCAAUGUUGGGAAGCAAAUCCAUGGCCUCUUUAUCACUUUGGUGGAUUCAUAUAGCACUGCUGAUUCAUUAAAAGAGAGCAGAGUGAUUAUUAGUAGUGCACUCAUGGACAUGUACAGCAAGUGCAGUGAUAUUGGUAAAGCUCAAAAAGUUUUUGAAAGUUGGCUACCUGAACAACACGUUCCACUGUGGAAUUCAUUGUUGUCUGGUUAUAUUCAUAAUGAAUUCAUUGAAGAUGCUAAGGCACUCUUUGAGAAUAUGCCCGAGAAAACUAUUGUUUCUUGGACUAGCAUGAUGACAGGGUAUGUGCAAAAGGAUUUGCCCCAAGAAGGCUUAAAUUUAUUGGCUAAGAUGUAUUCUGGAAAAGAAGGAUCUAUACUAGAAGGAAACUGCUUGACCUUUGUGGUGGCUCUUGAGGCAUGUACUCAUCUAACUGAUUUGAACAAAGGAAAGCAAAUACAUGCGAAAAUUAUUAGAGCGUUACCAGAUGCGUAUGACAAUGUGGCUGUUGGUACAGCUUUAGUUGAUAUGUAUUCAAAAUCAGGUAAUUUGUGUUACACACUACGACUUUUUGAUGCAAUGGAAGAGAAAAAUGUUGUUUCAUGGACUUCUGCAAUCAUGGGAUUUGCUGUUCAUGGAUUUGCCUCCCAAGCCCUUGAACUCUUUCAGCGUAUGGUAAACAUGGGGAUUAUGCCCAAUGAAGUGACAUUUAUUGCAGUAUUAACUGCUUGUAGUCAUUGUGGGUUGGUUGAUGAGGGAAUGCAAUACUUUACGCAAAUGAGGAAGCGAUAUGGUUUGAUGCCCGAGGAAGAACAUUAUACAUGUCUAAUUGAUUUAUUAGGACGUAAUGGAAGGCUUGAGGAAGCAUGGAAUUUGGUGGAGGGAAUGGAAGAGAACUAUCUAAGUGAUGGGAGAUCUACUGGUGCCAUUUGGGCCGCACUUCUAGGGGCCUGUCAGUUGCAUGGAAACGUCGAAAUUGGAAAGAAGGUAGCUGGAAAGAUGAUGGAAAGGGAGAAACAGAUUUCUACUGCUUUCGUUGCGCUAUCUAAUGUUUAUGCAGCGGCUGGGAUGUGGAAUGAAGUGUAUGGAGUGAGAGAGAGUUGGAGAAAAGAAGGUCAUGCCGAUGGAGAGCCUGGUCUUAGCCGUAUAUGUGCACAACCUUAG